Molecule: messenger RNA, 1713 nt
Organism: Micropterus dolomieu (smallmouth bass)
Lineage: Eukaryota; Metazoa; Chordata; Actinopteri; Centrarchiformes; Centrarchidae
Gene: aifm2
Product: apoptosis inducing factor mitochondria associated 2
Exons: 10
Coding region: 84-1235 (383 amino acids)
Biological process (GO): apoptotic mitochondrial changes; positive regulation of apoptotic process
Cellular component (GO): mitochondrion; cytoplasm
Molecular function (GO): electron-transferring-flavoprotein dehydrogenase activity; flavin adenine dinucleotide binding
Source: RefSeq, a predicted model, not a curated record
CUCACCUGUUGUCUGCUGUGUGUUUUACUGCUGCAGAGCUCUGAACCCUGAAAUUUGCCUUUUUCAACGCAGUUUUGUGCCGGAUGCAUCUUCGUGUUGUUCUGCGGUCAGCAGAGAUGGGGGGUCAGGCUUCCACAGUCGAGGGCGUCCAUGUGGUCGUUGUGGGCGGUGGGUUCGGAGGCAUCGCGGCGGCUCAGCACCUGAAAUCUCGAGGACUCUGCUUCACUCUGAUCGACAUGAGAGACGCUUUCCAUCACAACGUGGCGGCUCUCAGAGCGUCGGUGAAGCCCGGCUUCGCUCAGAGGACCUUCAUCCCGUACGCUAAGACGUUUGGAGACAGUUUCGUCCAGGGUCGAGUCGAGCGAGUAGACACCGAGAGACAGACGGUCGUCCUGGAGGGAGGACGGGAGAUCCAGUACUCACACCUCAUCCUGUGUACUGGGACCGAUGGAGCGUUCCCCGGGAAGUUCAACACCGUGGCGUCGUAUCAGACCGCCGUCCAAACGUACGAGGACUUCAUCCAGCAGGUCCAGGCAGCCGACUCUGUGCUGGUGGUCGGAGGAGGGUCGACCGGCGUGGAGAUGGCUGCUGAGAUCAAGACGGAGUAUCCAGACAAGAAGGUGGUUCUGAUCCACGCCAGAAUCGGGCUGGCCGACCCGGAGCUGCUGCCCUGCGUCAGACAGCAGGCCAAAGAGGUUCUGCUGGAGAAGGGAGUGGAGCUGCUGCUGGGUCAGAAAGUGUCCAACCUGUCGGAGCUGCAGCUGAAUGUGACCCGGAAGAACACGGCGGUCACCACAGAUAAAGGAGAGCAGCUGACCACAGAUCUGAUCAUCUGCUGCACCGGACUCAAGGUCAACUCUGCAGCCUACGCCUCCAGCUUCUCCGGCUCUCUGGCCGAGAACGGCGCUCUGAAGGUGAACGAGCACCUGCAGGUCGAAGGAUUCUCCAACGUCUUCGCUGUGGGCGACUGCGCCAACGUCAGCGAGCCCAAGAUGGCGUACCACGCCGGGCUGCACGCCACCGUCGCCGUCAGCAACAUCGACAACAGUCUGAGCGGGAAGGCGCUGACCUCAUAUCACACAGGUAACGUCACCAUGCUGCUGGCGAUGGGCCAUAACGACGGCGUCGGUCAGUUUAACGGGCUGAAGUUGCCUCGUUUCCUCGUUGCUUUGGGGAAGAGUCGAGAUCUGCUGCUGUGGAAGAGCUGGAGGGAGAUGCAGCAGAAGCAGCCCUGACGCGCACCUGCGCACGCACACACCUGCGCACACGCACCUGCGCACGCACACCUACACACGCACACACACACACACACCUGCACACACACACACACCUGCACACACACACACACACACACACCUGCACACGCACACACCUUUCUGUCACGCUUCUCCUAGUGAAGGAUUGUUCAGGUCACCAGUGGGGAUGUGACCGUCCACUCACGUUAUUUUGAACCACGUCUAACUCAUUUUCUAUAGAACUCUCUCCUCUGAAUGUUGCUCAACUUCUCAGCUGUGAAAUCAGAUUUAUAGACAAAGACGUGACUUGUUGUUGAAUACGAGGAUGUGAAAUGAUGUUUCCUUUCCGUCCUGCUGCUGGAAGCGUAGAGGUAGAAACCCUCUACCGUGUCUACGUGUGCCUUCAUCUCCAGGAGAAAUCAGUUUCUGACUCUACGCUGUGUUGAAGAAUCAGCGGAAACCUGACUGAAGUCUGGUU